Molecule: messenger RNA, 3804 nt
Organism: Coffea eugenioides
Lineage: Eukaryota; Viridiplantae; Streptophyta; Magnoliopsida; Gentianales; Rubiaceae
Product: receptor protein-tyrosine kinase CEPR2
Exons: 3
Coding region: 601-3525 (974 amino acids)
Biological process (GO): protein phosphorylation
Molecular function (GO): ATP binding; protein kinase activity; receptor serine/threonine kinase binding
Source: RefSeq, a predicted model, not a curated record
GUGAUCUCAGAUACUCUCUUUUGUAAUCAUCAUUUCCAAUGCAAACUCUCCUUCUCUUCCCUUCCUUAUCAUCUUCUUCUUCCUGUACAGUGUUAUUUCGCCUUUCCUUGUCUUUUCUUUGAGCAUUUUCUUCCGUUAACAACACCUUUAAUCUCCAUUUCCUCAAGUUUACUCUGUUCUAUACUAUUCAUCUUCAUACACUACUAGUAUUUCUUAAUCAGAUACCAACCCCAGCUAGAAGCCUAGGACACUCCCCUUCUUUUGAUCAGGUUUCUCAAUAUUCUGGAAUUCUAUUCAAAUCCCUCCUAGGAGUCUUCAUGCUUUUAUUCUUUCUGGAACUUUUGGCUAGAAGGGAAGUUUGGUGAAGAAUAUACUCAAUAUAGCAAUCUGCAGCCUGCAAGUCUAUCAGCCAUUGUCCUGCUUAUGUGAGAAUUAGACUACUGGUACUUCUCAGAAGUUCUGUUGGUAUUUUGCACAACGGCUGUCUGUUUGUCUUCAGCUACUCCAACCAAAGAUGGAAGCCCAUGUCAAUAAUGGAGAUCCUUUCUGGCUUUGUCCCCCUCUUGUCUAAUAACUAUUUUGUCCUCUCCUAUUUCCAAUAUGACCUCAAGAAAAAUUUCUCUGUCCCUCCAAAUUUUAACCACAUUCUUGGUUUUCUGUUUACUUUUUCUCCCUUCUCUGCCCCAAAGUGUAGAAAUUCAAGCCCUUCUUGAUUUCAAGGAUCAUCUGGAUGACCCCUUCAAUCAUUUGGAGUCUUGGAAAGAUUCUAACUCUCCUUGUCAAUUUUAUGGAGUUUCUUGUGAUCAAAAUACUGGUCUGGUCACAGAAAUUUCACUUGAUGGCAAGUCCUUAUCAGGGGUGAUAUCUCCACUAAUAUCUCAGCUCCAAAGCCUCACUUCUCUACGGCUGCCAUCAAAUAUGCUAUCAGGCAGUCUUCCAAGUGAACUCACCAACUGUACCAAUCUCAAAGUCCUGAAUGUUACUGGGAACAACAUGAAUGGCAGCCUUCCUGAUUUGUCCAGGUUGACAAAAAUGGAGGUUCUUGAUUUGUCCAUAAACUACUUCUCUGGGAAAUUUCCAACUUGGUUUGGGAAUUUGACUGGAUUGGUUUCAUUAGGCCUCGGUGAUAAUUCGUAUGAUGUGGGUGAAAUACCGGAUACCUUUGGAAACUUGAAAAACUUGACAUGGCUUUACCUUGCUGGUUCAAAUUUAAUAGGAGAAAUCCCUGAAUCAAUAUUUGAACUUGAGGCUUUGGGAACACUGGAUAUUUGCAGGAAUCAGAUUUCUGGGAAUUUCCCAAAGUUGAUAAGUAAGCUUCGAAAUCUGUGGAAGAUUGAGUUGUUUCACAACAAUUUGACUGGAGAACUCCCAGUAGAAUUGGCAGAGCUCAACCUUUUACAGGAAUUUGAUAUUUCUGCAAACCAAAUGUAUGGAACACUGCCUCCAGAAAUUGGCAAACUGAAAAAAUUAAUAGUGUUCCAUUUGCAUAUCAAUAACUUCUCUGGAGAAUUCCCUGCUGGUUUUGGAGAUAUGCAAUUUCUCACAGCCUUAUCCAUCUACACGAACAGAUUCUCAGGGCCAUUUCCAGAAAAUCUUGGCCGGUACUCGCCACUGAAUAGCAUAGACAUAUCUGAAAAUCAAUUCUCUGGUGGAUUCCCCAAAUACUUGUGUCAAAAUGGAAAUUUACAGUAUUUGCUUGCUUUACAGAACAAUUUUUCUGGAGAACUACCUGACACUUAUGAUGAUUGCAAGCCUUUACAGAGGUUGAGGGUCAAUCUCAAUAGGCUGUCAGGGAAGGUCCCGGAUGGCUUUUGGGGACUUCCUUCUUUACAGAUGUUGGAUUUCAGUGAUAAUGAUUUCAGUGGUGGAAUAUCUCCAGCUGUUGGAUUUGCUACCCGCUUGAAUGAGUUGGUACUAACAAAUAAUAGAUUUUCUGGUGAUCUCCCGAAAGAACUUGGCAAAUUGGGACUACUGGAAAGGCUUUAUUUGAAUAACAACAACUUUUCUGGCCUCAUACCAUCUGAACUUGGAGCCCUGAAGCAGAUUUCGUUUUUACAUUUGGAAGAAAACUCCCUUGGGGGUUCUCUACCAGCAGAGUUGAGUCAAUGCUCAAGGCUGGUUGACAUGAAUUUGGCAUUGAAUGUUUUAUCUGGAGUUAUACCUAAUACUUUGGGCUCUAUGAUCUCCUUGAACUCCCUGAAUCUUUCAAGUAACAAACUAACUGGCAUGAUUCCAAGAAAUUUGGAGAAACUGAAGCUUUCCUUGAUAGAUCUAUCUGAUAACCAGUUGGUUGGAGUCGUCCCAUCUGACUUGUUGAGAAUGGGAGGGGACAAGGCAUUUACUGGAAAUGCUGGUCUUUGCAUUGAUGAAAGCUCCAGAAUCUCAGUGAACUCGAGGUUGAACAUUUGCAGCAGAAAGAUGGAGCAGCAAAAAUUUAUCAAAAACAAGUUAUUUAUUACCUGUUUCAUACUAUUUGGAAUAGUUAUAAUUUUAGCUGGCUUAUUGCUUAUAAGUUACUGGAAUUUUAAGCAGAAUCAAACUGACAUUGAGAGCCCUUUGGGGGAUGGAAAGAAACUGGAUUCAAGAUGGAAGCUAGAAAGUUUCCAUCAAAUUGAGAUUGAUGCAGAUGAAAUAUGUCAGUUGGAUGAGGAAAAUUUGAUUGGAACUGGAGGUACAGGAAAAGUUUACCGUCUUGAUUUGAAGAAAGGCUCUGGUACAGUGGCUGUGAAGCAACUGUGGAAGGGUAAUGCAGUGAAGGUCUUGACCAGGGAAAUGGAAAUAUUGGGAAAGAUCAGGCACAAGAAUAUAGUAAAGCUCUAUGCAAGUAUGACUAGAGGGUGUUCAAAUUACUUGGUACUUGAGUACAUGGAAAAUGGUAAUCUCUUCCAGGCACUUCAUCGGGAAAUCAAGAUUGGGCGGUCAGAAUUGGAUUGGUACCAGAGGUACAGAAUUUCCCUUGGAGCUGCAAAAGGGUUAGCAUAUCUACAUCAUGAUUGUUCCCCUAGUAUCAUUCACAGGGAUAUAAAAUCAACCAACAUUCUACUUGAUGAGGAUUAUGAAGCGAAAAUUGCUGACUUUGGUGUUGCCAAAACUUCUGAUGCUUCACAGGCAUCUGAAUUCAGUUGUUUUGCAGGCACUCACGGUUACCUUGCUCCAGAAAUGGCGUAUACACUCAAAGUCACUGAAAAGAGCGACGUAUACAGCUUUGGCGUAGUGUUACUAGAACUGGUAACAGGUAGAAAGCCGAUUGAGGAUGCCUAUGGGGAAGGGAAAAACAUAGUUUACUGGGUGGCAACUCAUCUGAGUGAUCGUGAAAAUGUGCUCAGAGUACUUGAUCCUAAGAUAGUUUGUGACCUUGUUCAGGAUGAUAUGAUAAAGGUCUUGAAGACAGCAACACUUUGCACCGACAAGCUGCCAAAUCUGCGGCCGAGUAUGAGAGAAGUUGUCAAAAUGCUUAUUGAUGCUGAACCUAUCACCUUUAGGUCUCCAGACAACUGCGAAAAGAAUGCAAAGAUUUUGCUGUAAGUUUCAAGCAAUAUGUCAAGUAUAGUGUAAGUAGGAUAGAUGUCAGUAGAUUGUAAAAGGUCUUAUGAACUUUGGAUGUUUCAAAUAUGGUGAAAACAAAGUAGUUAAUGAGUUCUUUCCUCGUCUCUAGAGUCUCUCUUUAUUUCUGGGGAUUUUGAAACAUUAUGCUAAAAAGCUAGUAAUUCUUGACGCUGUAUUGUUUGUGGUACAUGGUAUAAAGGUUGUAAUUUAUUGUUUUGUGCCUAAUCAAAUUACUUUCUUAUAAGUUUUGACUGAAAA